Messenger RNA from Heterobilharzia americana, 363 nucleotides. NCBI's taxonomy places the organism in Eukaryota, Metazoa, Platyhelminthes, Trematoda, Strigeidida, Schistosomatidae. The record is from the annotation of a GenBank genome assembly.
AUGAGGAAGAGACAUUUAAUUGCUUUCUCAUUGUAUUCGAGUCAAUUAGGCUAUAAUUUAUCUUCAAAAGGAGUCGUUGUUCAUGUACAAUUUAAAUAUGUUCACAUUCCCUUAUUGUUUAUUAUUGAAGUAUGUACAUCAAGAAAUUCAAUUGGUCAUGUUAUACACUACUUUCCACUGAGUUCAGUAGUACUUAAUACUUUACCAAAGAAAUAUCAUAAUGAUAUUGAACUGCCUGUGGAUCCCGUCCAGAUAGAUUAUCUCAGUGGAUUAGUCAUCAGGUACACAAUGUAUCACCGUAUUGCACUACCAUACUGUUCUGCGAGUACUUCAAACAUUAAAAUUUCAUUUCGUUUAAAAUGA